AUGAGCAAAAUGUUAAACGAAAUCUGUGAUAUGCUGGAUGGAUACACCGGCAGGGAUAAGAUAAUUCGCACACUAUGUUAUACUACCAAACUAGCGUCCGGGCUGUAUGCUCAAUCGGAUCCAACAAGGUCGAAGAAACUGGCAAUAUUUAGUUCGAAGAUGUCCCAAACACGUGCCACGCUGCGCCUAUUUGACGAUUUGCCUAUGCUAGCAUACAGUCUGAGCUACGGGUACGGCAGCAAAGAACCAGACCGCUGGAUGGGUUUGAUUGGGUUCGUCACCAAUUUGAUCGAUCAUGCAUACUAUCCAGUGGACAAGAUCUGUUGGUUGAUCGAGCACAAUCUGCUGAAUGUUGAGAACCCUACCCGUUGGGACACGAUCAAUUCAUUGCUAUGGGUUGCAUCGAUUUAUCUCAAUCUAAUGAAAACCAUCCGGAGCUUCACUGUGAUGGAACAGCAUAAAUCAUGCAUCGAUAAACAGGAAAACGAAAGCAGCCAAGCGUUCCGUAUGUUGCUGAUUAAGCAGCGCAUGGAGGCCAUAUCGAUAUUGCGGUUGUCCCUGGAUCUGAUCCAUGCCGGCAGCACACUGCCGAAGGGCAUGCUUUGGGGUGGUCGUUUCCAGACUUGGCACGUAGGGCUGAUUGGAAGCAUUUCAUCACUGCUGGGCCUCUACCAAUACGUUGCCAAGAAGCGAAUCGUUAAGCAGAGUUCCUAG
Messenger RNA from Anopheles marshallii, 714 nucleotides. RefSeq names its product peroxisomal membrane protein 11C (gene Pex11c). The record is from RefSeq and is a predicted model, not a curated record. Gene Ontology annotation, biological process: peroxisome fission. The transcript is spliced from 4 exons. Gene Ontology annotation, cellular component: peroxisomal membrane. The coding region runs from base 1 to 714 and encodes 237 amino acids. Lineage: Eukaryota; Metazoa; Arthropoda; Insecta; Diptera; Culicidae.